Molecule: messenger RNA, 2041 nt
Organism: Darwinula stevensoni
Lineage: Eukaryota; Metazoa; Arthropoda; Ostracoda; Podocopida; Darwinulidae
Source: the annotation of a GenBank genome assembly
AUGCCUGGGGGCCUCCACGCCGGGACCCAACCAAUCAUCCUAAUCUUUCCCAAGGCCUCUCCAGAGACCUCUAUAUACACGCUAUGGUUUUUGGGUCCGGAUCUCAGAGGACGACAGGUCCAGCCUAUCUCAGCUGAAGAAUCCGCUUUCAGUUUCGCUCUUUCCGGGAGUCCUCGCUGGGGUCGGCUUGCGAACGGCCGUGAUACGACCGUUCGCUCCAGCCGGUGGAUCCUCAGCGUGUCGGGUUGGGAGUUCAACGCGUCGUCAUUUUCACACGCCGCAGAUAGAGGGGCGAAAGAAGCACUACAGGCCACAUGUCGCACCAAGGAAUGCGGCCUCACCUGUUUAGACCGGCUCGAAACCCAGGUGUCCCCAAGGAAACUGCCCGGGCUUGGUGACAGCGCUUGGAGGUUGUCCCCAUCAAAUGCAUCCUCGGUAGGGCAAAACGGGAAGACCAGCAAAGGGUUCGUCCUCGAACUUGACUCAAAAAAGACAGCAGCCGAGUUGGCUCGCCUAUGGCCUGCCAAGCUGGGAAAAGCUAUAGCGCCUAAAGACAAAUCAGCCUCGAGGGAACAUCAUCUACUCAAUACAGCCAUCCUCCUCUUUAGCCACCUUGUCCACCCGGCCCCUGAAGGCGUCGCACACCUUCUUGUUGUACUCGGGCGUCAUCCCCGCCCAAGCAGCCCUGAUGGAGUCCUUGAGGGCCUCCACAUUCUUGUGGCACACACCGAGAGCUCGAAUCGACUGCCGGGGCUGGGCGGCAAUGAUGUUGGCGACAGAGGCGAUGUUCUCGGGCGUCCUCUUGGUCCCCUUCCUGUUGGGCAGGGUUCUCUCCACAGUCCCAGUCCUCUCCAGCAUCUUCUUUACAUCAAGCACAGUGCUUUUGGGGAUCUUAAAUUGUUUGGUAAUCUGGAGAAUCAUGUCGACGGAAUUCCCAACAAUGAUCCCGUCCAAUCCGAACGACUUCCACCUCGGGAUCCUGGCGCGGACGUCGAGGACACAGACGCCAAGGAGGAGUUCCACCCGGCGAAAUCGGCGAACGGAAUGAAGAAGUCGAUGGCAAGGCUCCUGCUCGUCCACGAAGGCCAGGCUCCUCAUACCCAGAUCCUUGCACACCAACAAUCCCAUGGUGCUGUGUCUCAUGCCAAACUUUUUAGCAAGAGCUCGAAUCGACUGCCGGGGCUGGGCGGCAAUGAUGUUGGCGACAGAGGCGAUGUUCUGGGGCGUCCUCUUGGUCCUCUUCCUGUUGGGCAGGGUUCUCUCCACAGUCCCAGUCCUCUCCAGCAUCUUCUUUACAUCAAGCACAGUGCUUUUGGGGAUCUUAAAUUGUUUGGUAAUCUGGUACCUGUGAGAGAGGUUCUUGAGACAAUGCUGAAUACAUGUGCCACACAAGAUGAAAGCUUGAGACAGGAAGUGCACAAUCAUGAAAUGCAGCAUAAACAUCUUUCUGAUGAACAUGAGAAGACAACAGAAGUACUAAACAAAUAUGAGAGACAAUUGGAUACAUUACGCAAGGACCUUCUUGACCGUUGCUUAUCUAUCUUGAAUUCCAAGAAGGAGGUCAUCAAAUGCCUAAGUAGGGAUAUGAAUGAUGAAGAGGGUGAAGGAAGAGGACAAGAUAGUGGAGAGCAGAGGAUUCCAUCUCCUCAACCAGGACCUAGCACAAGUACAAAAUUUCAAAAUUGUGACAACUCUCUUUUCGAUGAGGAUACUGAUGUGGAAUCAGACAGUGAAAACUCACUGAGGAAACCAGUGAAAAAUAUGCCUCAUCCAAGAAGUCAUAUUAAUUAUGAUGAUUCUGAUGAUGAAGAACCAAGUCAUUCACCGCCAAAAAGAACCAAAGGUGUUGAGCAGCCUUCCCAAGUGCAACAGCUUAUGGAUACCCUCAUUGGAGAUAUUUAACCUAAUCAUCUCCCUCCCUGCAUGACUGCACAGUCACGUGAUAGAAUCAAAUUUAAAUUCUUUGUUGCAUUUACAACCUUACAUCUGUGAUUGGUAUUUUUUUUUAAUUGCCCUGGAAUGAAGCCUUCUUUCAAAUGAA